CUUAGGUGACUAGGGUUUCUUUUCCUUCCAUCGGCGCCGUCGCCGGUCCACCUCGCCUCCCAUGUCCUUGGGCCGUGGUGGAGCGGAGGACCUCGGCCCCUCGCCUGCGAGAGGGAUCCCGCUCUCAUUCUUGUUCGUUUCAGUGUCUCGGUUGAGGCUGUGUGGUGGCAGCGCUCUCCCCUAGUAGGAAUAAUAUCUCCCACACCCAAUCCCUGUCCCGAUGGUGCGUCUAACGUCAUCGGAGGGCAUGUGGUGGCGUGUCUCCGUCAGAUCUCGCGGGAUUCAAUCGGUGCUAGUCUUUGGUGAUCUGCUUGGAUCUUGUUAUCAUUAUUUAAACGAAUUCUCAAUUCAUAAACAAAUUGUACUUUUGAAUUGUGCCAAAACUCAAAAAUGAGCAAAGGUCGUCUCAAUUUUUUAUUUGAAUCUGAAUUCAACGAUAGUAUCGGUGAUGUGGCAGAUAUGCACGAAGUUUCUUUUAAAAUUAGCCCAAAGUUUGUAUGCACGAAUGCAACGCACAUUCGAAAAAAAAAAUAUUCCCGCUCUCGUCUAAACUAUGGGUCAUGACAGCCUCCUUCCUGAAAAAAAAAAAGAAAUUCCAUCCAUGGAAUUGUUGAUGGCCUUUCCUUCCUGAAGACAUCGUUGUGGUGCUCCUCUACGUGUCUGGGUUCCGGGUGAGAACCUUUGUUCAUUGUGGACUUGACAGUGGCGAUGUUUAGCACCGUUCUCCUUCCUGAGGCGUUAUCAUGAAGCUUAGGUGUUAUAGAGCGUAGUAUGGUGUUGUAAUCAAUUUCACAUGUGCUUUCCCUGGACGGCAUAGUCGCGUGCAUCUUACAUGGUCCGCUUGUCCUCGGAGGGUUAUCAUAUAUAUGACCCUAUAUCAUUCGAUCGUGUACUUCAUUCGGUUGUUGAUUUAUAUUUAAAAAGGGGCAAAAGCCUGUUUCAAAAACUAAGAUAAAAAAUGGUACUAGUAGCUGAUCGAGGACCGCUGAUCAGUUGAAUUUGACCUAUUGUAUCCAGGCAUUUUGUCUCGUUCAUGCUGAUAUUGUUAACGAAUCGAUCGACUGGGUCUACGUGGGUAUCUCCGCAGCCGCGUCUUCGGAGAAGACUGCAACAUGGCCAAUCGACAAUAAUUGGGUUGGUCGCGUCGUCCUGGAAUUCAGAUCUCGUCACAAGUCAUUGUUUAAUGUCUCUCCAUUACUGGGUAGCCUGCCCAUCGGAAAAUUCAAGGAGCGCAUGUGAUUGUGAUUGUGAUCAGGACGCGCUUACAUCUACUUGCCCAUUAGGGCACUUGUAUUAGUCUACUCACUGCGAGCUCAACUGCCGCUGCAACGAAUCUUCUCACGACUAGCUUCGUUGGGAUCGCUCCUCAUACUGAUGACUCUGGUCUCUGCUUGCACACCCGCACCCACUGCGUGCGUGUAUAUAAGGCAGCAUUGCAUCUACUAAAGAUCGAUCAGUUGCUACCCCAACCAUUCUAGCCUUGCCUCGAACACCAACAUUUCCCCAUUAAGUUCCCGGCCGUUUCUCCUUCACAGCAGCAGCAAGCAAUGAAGCAAAAGAUUGUCAUCCAGUUGAGCAUGUCGUGCGACAAGCGCCGGUCCAAAGCAUUGACCCUGGCUGCCAGAGCUGCCGGGGUGACGUCGAUGGGGAUAACCGGCGACGCGAGGGACCAGCUGGAGGUGGUCGGCGAUGGCGUCGACCCGGUGUGCCUCGUCAGCUGCCUCCGCAAGAAGCUCGGCCACGCCCAAAUCAUCAAGGUGGAGGAAGUGAAGAAGCCGGAGGAGAAGAAGAAGGAUGAGCCGAAGCCAGAGCCCGUGCACCCGCCGCCGUACUACUGCUACCCGCCCAGCUCCUACUACCCCCACCAGUAUCCGCUCUACUUCUGACCAUGUAACUGCCGGACCAUGCAU
Triticum dicoccoides is the source of this 1910-nucleotide messenger RNA. Its product is annotated as heavy metal-associated isoprenylated plant protein 16-like. Bases 1548 to 1886 code for a protein of 112 amino acids. The record is from RefSeq and is a predicted model, not a curated record. The transcript is spliced from 2 exons. Lineage: Eukaryota; Viridiplantae; Streptophyta; Magnoliopsida; Poales; Poaceae.